GUGCGCCCCGAGCGCGGAUCCCGGGUCCAAGCGGGAAGAAGUGUCCGUGGACUGUGAGGCCUCAGUCGGGCCGGCGCGGCGGCCACAAAAGAGGGAAGCGCCAGCGCUGGACUCACUUCCCCAGGCCAGUGCGCCAGGACCAUGUCGGGAAGUUGCCGCCGGGGUCUGGAAGCUUGUGAAAGAGGCUGGGAAGGCUCUGAGUGUCAUUGGCCAAGGGGCGCCGGCCGCUGCGCGCUCCCAUUGGCUGGUGAAAUCGGAGGCGGGGCCUCGACCUCGAGCGGCACCGCUGGGGCUGCGAACUCCCGGCGCAGCUGCCCGACUGGACCCAGCUGGCCAGCCGCGCUAUGAGUCGCAGCUUGGACGGGCGCAGAGCUUCCUGGAGCACUUGGAGGCGCUGGGCGACCGGGAGGGGGCGGUCCUCGCCGGCGAGUUCAGUGACAUCCAAGCCAGAUCAGCUGCCUGGAAGGCUGGCGACAUGUGCUCCACGGAGGCGGGCAGUCAGCCAGGAAACGUGAGGAAGAACCGCUACAAAGACGUGCUGCCGUGUAAAUCAGGGCUUCAGGAUGAUCAGACACGAGUGAUCCUCUCCCUGCUCCAGGAGGAGGGACAAGGCGACUACAUCAAUGGCAACUUCAUCCGGGGCACAGAUGGAAGCCCGGCCUACAUCGCCACACAGGGACCCUUGCCUCAUACCUUGCUAGACUUCUGGCGCCUGGUCUGGGAGUUUGGGGUCAAGGUGAUCCUGAUGGCAUGUCGAGAGAUGGAGAAUGGGAGGAAAAAGUGUGAGUGUUACUGGGCCCAAGAACAGGAGCCACUGCAGAUUGGGCUUUUCUGCAUCACCCUGGCCAGGGAGACAUGGCUGAAUGAAGACAUCAUGCUCCGGUCCCUUCUGGUCACCUUCCAGAAGGUAUUGAAAGGAGAAGAAGAGAAAUCUCGUUCUGUGUACCAACUGCAGUAUAUGUCCUGGCCAGACAGAGGAGUCCCCAGCAAUCCUGACCAUGUGCUUGCCAUGGUGGAGGAAGCCCGUCACCUCCAGGGUUCUGGCUCCAGCCCCCUGUGUGUCCACUGCAGCGCGGGCUGUGGGCGAACAGGCGUCUUGUGUGCGGUGGAUUAUGUGAGACAGUUGUUCCUGACCCAGAUGCUCUCACCUAAUUUCAGCCUCUUCGACCUGGUCCUUGAGAUGCGGAAGCAGCGGCCGACAGCAGUGCAGACAGAGGAGCAGUACAGGUUCCUGCACCACACAGUGGCCCAGAUGUUCUCUUCAGCACUCCAAAAUGCCAGUCCCCAGUCCCAGCACCUCAAAAAGAAUUGUGCCCCACUCUAUGACGAUGCCCUCUCUCUCCGGACUUCCCUGGCCCUUUCUGCCAUGCCCUGCCCACCUGGCGAGGUCCUCAGGAGCAUCUCAGCGCCGGGGCCCCGGGCCCUCGCCAUGGCCGACACAUACGCAGUGGUGCAGAAGCGCGGGGCCCCGGCGCGCACCGGGUCGGGCCCCGGGGCGCAAGGCACUGAGGCGACGCCGCUCUACAGCCAGGUUAUGCCUUCUGCCCGGCGGCCACAGGCGCCCGCGGAGGACGCGCACGGGGCGCUGCCCUGCCGCGUUUCUGCUGAUCCCAGCCCUGCUGGGCCUGGCACCUACGAGGAUGUGGCCGAUGGAUCUCAGACCGGCGGGCUAGGCUUCAACCUGCGCAUCGGAAGGCCUAAAGGGCCUCGGGACCCGCCUGCCGAGUGGAGCCGGGUGUGAGUGCUGUGCCCAGGCCUGCCUGCUACUCCACGUGGUUGCCUGGACUGCUGAGGCCAUUCUCUGCUGUGUGAAGUGUUGGGCGUGGGAACGUUGGGGCUGGAUCAAAAUAAAAUUUCUCAGGGUGGGAA
This is a messenger RNA of Rhinolophus ferrumequinum (greater horseshoe bat), 1869 nucleotides long. RefSeq names its product protein tyrosine phosphatase non-receptor type 18 (gene PTPN18). The transcript is spliced from 15 exons. Bases 476 to 1741 code for a protein of 421 amino acids. Lineage: Eukaryota; Metazoa; Chordata; Mammalia; Chiroptera; Rhinolophidae. Gene Ontology annotation, molecular function: non-membrane spanning protein tyrosine phosphatase activity. Gene Ontology annotation, biological process: peptidyl-tyrosine dephosphorylation. Gene Ontology annotation, cellular component: cytoplasm; nucleus. The record is from RefSeq and is a predicted model, not a curated record.